Molecule: messenger RNA, 1407 nt
Organism: Anthonomus grandis grandis
Lineage: Eukaryota; Metazoa; Arthropoda; Insecta; Coleoptera; Curculionidae
Product: protein bowel-like
Exons: 3
Coding region: 191-1213 (340 amino acids)
Biological process (GO): regulation of transcription by RNA polymerase II; embryonic hindgut morphogenesis; embryo development
Cellular component (GO): nucleus
Molecular function (GO): RNA polymerase II transcription regulatory region sequence-specific DNA binding; DNA-binding transcription factor activity, RNA polymerase II-specific
Source: RefSeq, a predicted model, not a curated record
ACUGGGCCUCACAGUAGACCCGGCCGAUGACGAACGUUCAGUUGUUUUGCACCAGUUUCGCAUACGGAUGUCACGAGAGUGAGAGGAAAAAACUAUUUCAACUGUUUGUUAGUUGUCAGUCAAAUUAUAGUGUGGGUGUUAGAAAGGACUUUGAGUAAUUUGUGUUUUGUUGUUGUUGUUGUUGUUGAAGAUGAAUAUCGCGGUUUUCGAGCACCACCAUCAUCAUAUUGGGAAUAAACAAGCAGGCGUUUACGGUGCCUACGGACCGCCUCCGGCCCAAAUAAAACAGGAAGCGGACUCCUCAACUUCGCCCCUCCUCACUCCGCCUCACACCCCGACUUACCCGUCGCACUCCCCACCUCUGACCUCCAACUAUCAGCCGCCCCCGGAGGUGAACAACAAUUGGUACCCUGAAACGGGGUUCGUUCCCUCACGGUAUUUGGGCACGUCCGGAGUGAUGCAGUACCAUCCGGGGUACAACGCCGCCUUCGUCAAUCAGUGGCUGCGCAGUGCCGCCAUGUACCACCAGCACUUUCGGUACGACGUGAGGAGCAAUGGGAGGCAGCAAGUGCCGCCCCCGGGCAAGUUAGGGGCGAGCACCCGCCCCAAGAAGCAGUUCAUUUGUAAAUAUUGCAACAGGCAGUUUACCAAGAGUUAUAAUUUGCUGAUUCAUGAAAGGACCCAUACGGACGAGAGGCCUUAUAGUUGCGAUAUAUGCGGGAAGGCUUUUAGGAGGCAGGAUCAUUUGAGGGAUCAUAGGUACAUUCACUCGAAAGAAAAACCGUUCAAGUGCACCGAGUGCGGCAAGGGCUUCUGCCAAUCGCGCACCCUGGCGGUGCACAAGAUCCUCCAUAUGGAAGAGUCACCGCACAAAUGCCCCGUCUGCGCGAAAUCCUUCAACCAACGGUCGAACCUCAAAACUCACAUGUUGACCCACACCGAUCGGCCGUUGGAGUGCACCAAGUGUCAGCAGUACUUCGCCUCCUACCACGAGCUGAAGAACCACGAGAUCUUCCGGUGCGGAACCCACGGAUCGGAAGUGCAAGUCACCACGACCAUCGAGGUGGAAAAGAACGGGACCGACUUAUUGGACUUGACCAAGAAGGAGGAGGAGGACAGCUGCGAGGACGAGGAGGAGGAGAUCAUCGUGGAGGUGGAAAAGGUGCCGCCCAAGAAGUUGGGGUUCAGCAUAGAGGACAUCAUGAGGCGCUAAGGACCGUUUGGUUGUGUUUUGUUUUUAGUUCUACCUCCGUUAAGACUGACCCUUGAAGUUACCCAUGAUGGUUCAGCGCCAAAUUGUACAGUAUUAAACCAUAGAGGGAGAUUAUUUAUAUAUAUCAUAUAAUAUAUUGUUUCGUUAUAUGUACAUAUAGGAUUAAACCGAAGUAAAUACAUGUUUUAUUUUGA